This is a messenger RNA of Tachysurus fulvidraco (yellow catfish), 2241 nucleotides long. RefSeq names its product protein phosphatase 1, catalytic subunit, alpha isozyme a (gene ppp1caa). Gene Ontology annotation, cellular component: cytoplasm; nucleus. Gene Ontology annotation, molecular function: protein serine/threonine phosphatase activity. The record is from RefSeq and is a predicted model, not a curated record. The transcript has 7 exons. NCBI's taxonomy places the organism in Eukaryota, Metazoa, Chordata, Actinopteri, Siluriformes, Bagridae. The coding region runs from base 440 to 1441 and encodes 333 amino acids.
UUCCCGCCCUCCUUUAGCAGCACGGUCCUGUUUUUUUUAGUGCUGGUGGAGGACCGAAGGAAGAGAGACCGUUAAAAAGGGUGAAGACGGUCAGAAUAAUAGGGAGAAAAACAGGCAGGCAGUGAAGCUAUAUGUAAUAUUUUUGUAUGAUAUAAACCCUUUUUGGUUUAGUAUUAAUAAUACGGGUAUUUAUUAAGCUAACGCGGUGUAGCUAAGCUAAAUGUUAGCAGCUAGCCAAGGAAAGCUAAGCUAGCGGCUAACCAAAAAAAAAAAACGCUCUCUUUCUUUUCUUCUUAUUCUUCUUUUUUAACGAAUUGCCCACUUUUCUUUUUUCUUUGCUCGGGGCCUUAUUACUGUUAUUUUUAUUAUUAUUAUUUUGACGUUUAUUGGUGACUGAGAUCCCUGAGGUGCUUGAACACAGCGAGAAAACAGAAGUAAAAUGGCGGAACCGGACAAAUUAAACAUCGACUCCAUAAUACAGCGUCUCCUGGAAGUUAAGGGCUCUCGGCCUGGCAAAAAUGUUCAGCUGACGGAGAACGAGAUCCGUGGACUCUGCCUCAAAUCCCGGGAAAUCUUCCUCAGUCAGCCCAUCCUGCUGGAGCUCGAGGCGCCGCUGAAGAUCUGCGGCGAUGUUCACGGUCAGUACUAUGACUUGCUGCGGCUCUUCGAGUACGGCGGCUUCCCUCCUGAGAGUAACUACCUGUUCCUGGGUGACUACGUGGACCGAGGGAAGCAGUCUCUGGAGACCAUCUGCCUCCUGCUGGCCUACAAGGUCAAAUACCCCGAGAACUUCUUCCUGCUGAGGGGCAACCACGAGUGUGCCUCCAUCAACCGCAUCUACGGCUUCUACGAUGAGUGUAAGAGACGGUAUAACAUCAAACUGUGGAAGACGUUCACAGACUGCUUCAACUGCUUACCUGUGGCUGCCAUCGUAGAUGAGAAAAUCUUCUGUUGCCAUGGAGGCCUCUCUCCAGACCUGCAGUCUAUGGAGCAGGUCCGGCGUGUGAUGCGUCCCACAGACGUCCCGGAUCAGGGCUUGCUGUGUGACCUGCUGUGGGCCGACCCAGAUAAAGAUGUGCUGGGAUGGGGAGAGAACGACCGCGGAGUCUCCUUCACCUUCGGUGCAGACGUGGUAGCCAAAUUCCUGCACAAACACGACAUGGACCUCAUAUGCAGGGCGCAUCAGGUUGUGGAGGACGGAUACGAGUUCUUCGCUAAGAGGCAGUUGGUGACUCUGUUCUCUGCUCCAAACUACUGCGGAGAGUUCGACAACGCAGGAGCCAUGAUGAGUGUGGACGAGACGCUCAUGUGUUCCUUCCAGAUCCUGAAACCGGCAGAUAAGAAGCUGUUCUCAUACGGUGGAGGAGGAGGAGGCGUUGGCUCAGGGCGUCCAGUUACUCCGCCUCGCAACUCAGCCAAGGGGGGGAAAGCCAAGAAAUAGCACUCGCUAUGCUGGACUCCCUCCCUCUCUCCCCUCCCCUUUCUCUCUGUCUCUCUCUCUCUCUCUCUUGCUCUCUCUCUCUCUUUCCUCUCUCCAUCCAUACCUCCAACCUAAAAAAAAAUACCACAUCUCUUUACCUACCUCCCUGAUGCUUCCCUCUCUCUCACCAAACACAUACAGAGUACCCAGGGUUCUCCUUCUCCUCUCUCUCUCUCUCUCUCUCUCUCUCUCUCUCUCUCUCUAUUUUUCUGUUAUUUUUUUUUUCCAUUUCUCAUUGAUGCAGUGUGAGUGUUUGUGAGUAAGCGUGAGGUUGUAUUCCACUUUUUGUCUUUCCUUCUCUCUGGAGAGACUUUUCCAGGCCCCGGGCCUUGUACUGUUUUAUUUUUUUUUCCACCGCUGGUCACAUCGCUGCUGUCGCUGCACUUCCUGUUUCAGAGCCAGUCUGAUUAUAAACUGUAACACUAACACACACAAACACACACACACACACACAUACACACACAUACAUACACAUGCUUGGAGCCCCCUACUCUGGGAGAAUAGCUGAUGAUGAUUAAUAUUAUGACGCACAGGGAGCCGGCGAUGCGGAUGUGCAGCGUGAGAGGGAGAGAACUUACCACUGGUGCAAAAUUUCCAUUUAGAUUUCAGACGCAUUCAAGAAACAAUCACGUUAUCUGUGUUUUUGAAUUUAUUUUUUCUUUAUUUGCAUUUUUUAAUUGCUUUUUCUUUCUAUUUUCCCUUUCCUUAUUUCUGUAAUUUGGUUAUUUGUAGAAUCAUGAAGAAAAGCUUUGAAUGCUUAU